Molecule: messenger RNA, 1647 nt
Organism: Cylicocyclus nassatus
Lineage: Eukaryota; Metazoa; Nematoda; Chromadorea; Rhabditida; Strongylidae
Source: the annotation of a GenBank genome assembly
AUGGGUUCUGGAGCGUCAAGGGGGAAAUCGAAAGAGACCCAACGAUGGGCAGAUAAAGCAGACAACACAUCGACAAAAGAAUCUACAGGAGACAAAUCUGACGAAGAGAAAAAGUCAUUUUUUGGCAAAUCCAAGAAAACCCCUAAAGUCACUCCAAUCACCUCACCCAACGAUGAUGAACUAAGUUCCAACAAGAGCGACGGUGAAGACAGAAAAAGCCGUCGUAGCACGGAUUCUAAAAAGUCGGACAACAUCGAAAAAAUCGAACUUACUGAAGGGGUUGUGCAGGACUACAUCAACUUGGAAAAGGCCAUAAACAAGCUGGAGCGAAAAAAUGUGCUGAAAAAAUACGAAUCACAGACGAUCUAUGCCGAUAACUUGAAAAAUACUGUGGAGCAAUUGGAAGCUGUUCUGAAGGAGCUAAGAAAACAAACUGAACGUGAAAAAUCUGACCUGCAAAACAUCGAACAACCUUCAGUCAAAGAUUUUCUGAAACAACAAGGUGAUUGGGAAUCUCGCCAUUUGAAGGAAAAAACUGAAUAUGAGGAUGCUGUGAACAAACAGGAUGCUGUGGAAAAGGAGCUUGAGCUUUCGAAAGUCAAGUACGAAACGGCGCAGAAAAUCAUGGAAAUUUACAAACAACAAACCGACAAUUUGUUGGCGCUGUAUGACAAGCAGGACAAGAUGCUUAUUGGAAUAUUUGGGACGGACUAUGCGUCAGAAAAGGAGAACAUUCUUGAGGGCGAGGUGGACGAGAUGAUGGAUUGGCAGCAACGAGUAGCGUUGGCAAUGUUUAAAUGGGCAAAUGGCAGAGUGUUAUUGGUCCAUGCACUCACUCAGAUCACUUUUGGCAUCAAUCGAUGGCAGGAUAUCAAGAAAAUCGAAGAAAGCAAUACUCGAGCAAGGUACUUCGCAGCUGCUGAAGCUCGAAAUAAUUUCAUCGCAGCAGCACAAAAUGUACAAUCUUGCCGAAUGUAUCUAAAUAAGGUGGAAUUCCCCUAUGCGACAGAAGAGGAAAUACUUCUGAUGGAAGACACAGCUACAAAUGCGUUCAAAAACGUACAAGACGAAUCGGCUGUGAAGAAGGCUCUGAAAGUCUUCCAAGACACACAGCAAAAAGUUGCACGACUCAUACAAUGGUUUGACAAGGUGAUUAAUGACACCAUACGCAAAGAUUUGGAUCAAGCGAAUAACGCGGUCAUCAAGAAGCAGAAAGCCCUUCGAGAAGAACGAUUAGCUCUGAUGAAGAAAAAGGUAUCCAAGGAACUUGGCCACAACAUGGAAUUUGAAUAUGAUUCCAUCUCUGAUGACGAACUGGAGAAGGAGCUGAAGUCGCUUGAAGACGAAGCGAUCAAAGGAAUGAAGCAAGUCAAAAAUAAGAAGAUCACGGAAAUCCUUAGCUAUGGCCCUCAAGAGCAAGCAUCGCUUCCUCUCAACAAAUUGGCACCUAUUCCAAGCAAAGAUGCUCUUUUCGGUGAUGUAAAACAGAAAUUGGACGAACUUGAUACUACACGGAAGGAGUUUGUCAAGCGAAACUAUAUCCAACGUGAAAAACAAGCCAUGGCCAUACAGGAAAAGCUGAAGAUGAGACAACAGAAGAGUCGAAGAACAAGGAAAGAACGUCGUGCAAGUGUCGCACCAGCAUGA